Messenger RNA from Bombus terrestris (buff-tailed bumblebee), 2392 nucleotides. RefSeq names its product DNA replication factor Cdt1 (gene dup). Bases 215 to 2392 code for a protein of 725 amino acids. Gene Ontology annotation, biological process: DNA replication preinitiation complex assembly; mitotic cell cycle; regulation of DNA-templated DNA replication initiation. The record is from RefSeq and is a predicted model, not a curated record. Gene Ontology annotation, cellular component: nucleus. The transcript is spliced from 6 exons. NCBI's taxonomy places the organism in Eukaryota, Metazoa, Arthropoda, Insecta, Hymenoptera, Apidae. Gene Ontology annotation, molecular function: DNA binding; DNA polymerase binding.
UUAAUUUAAAUUUCGCGCGCUAAUGAUAGAGAUAAUUAAUUCUCGUUGGCUUGGCGCCUAAACUGACAAAACGGGCGGGACUUUAUGCGCGCACUGUUAUCGGUGUGGAAGGUUACGGCGAUUGGAAAUCCGUAAGUAUUUCAGUCAGAAUUUUGAACAUUUAACGGAUUUCUUCUGGUAUACACACACGCAUAUAUAUUCGUAUAUAAAAAAGAUGUCUCAGCCGUCAGUAACGGCGUAUUUUAAUACACGUAAACGACAAGCAAGUGACGAUUUACGAAACAAGGCUAAAGUUUUGCUUCUUGAUCGGGAAGAAUCGAGAGUUGUGAAUAGUCAGACUCCAACUAACGAAGAUAAUUUUGAAUCAUCGGGAACAUUGACUCCAAUUCAAGAAGAAAAAACAAUGGUAGUAAGUCCGGAGACUGUUGUGGUACCUGGAAGAGAAUUAGCGACUGAUCAUACGUUAAAACCUAAUACAGCUGUAAGGAACAUUCAGUUUGAUUCUCCUAAAUCUAGUGCUCAAAAAACGCCUAAAUAUAAUGUUCGUGCACGAGUUGCACGUACACGAAAAUCAUCUAGUGAAGAAGGACAACUCGAUAUCAGAGAAAGCUUUCAAAAGAUCACAGAAGACUUGGAUAUGAAGAAAGUGCUCUUUGAGAAGAAAGGUGCACUGAGCCCAAGAAAGAAGCUUCCAGGAACACCUAAGAAGAACAACGAUUUUGGUGAGAGUUCAUUAACUAAUUGUACAACGCCAAAGAAAAGUUCAACUAUGGACAAACUGGCAAAGCAAGAGCUGUCUUUAAAUGAUAUAAAAAAUAAAAUUAGUAAAUCUUCCAAAUUUUCGGAAUUGAAAACUUCUCUUGCUCGGUUUAAAAAUUGUGAACAAAGGCUAGAGCAAUUGUAUAAAAAUGAUAAGAAACCACAAAUACAGAAAUUUGAGAAGAUCCAACUUGAAAUACCUGUUAGCCCACAAAAGUCGUAUAAAUCUCCAAGUAAAAUUUUAUUGAGUCCUUUGAAGGAUAAACAAUUAAUGAAUGCCAGUCCUCAACGUAGAAUUUUAUUUGAACCUAAAGAAUCAACCCCAAGCCCUGUGAAAGGUACCCCAAUAAAAGCACCAGCUUAUCAGCGGUAUUCAUCACUUGCUGAAAGUGGCACUUCUGGUUUGCCAUUGCCAUAUCAUUAUAAAUUUUUAGCAGAGGCAUUCAGAUGCGUAGAUACAGUUUCUGCAAUGCUGUUCAAUCGUAAAGAAACAAUAACUUUCAAGAAGCUAAAGCCUGCAGUUCAAGAGUUAUUGCGUAAAAAUUUCACGUUGGAACAUCUAGCGCAAAUGAAAACCAUUUUCCCAGAUGCGUACAUUUACAGCCAGGAGAAGCAUCGUGCAUUUGGUUCUUCGUCUAAACAGGAUAAAUAUGAAUUACUUCUGACACCUAUUGUUGAAGAAAAAGAUGGAAGAAAUACUCCAGAUGCAGAUGAUGUUUUGAAAACAGCAUCUGAAGCUAGUAUGGGGCCGCGAGUAUUACUUGACAGACGAAGGAAAUUUUACAAUGUCUUGCUUGAUAAAGUAAAAGAGGAGCAUGAGAAAUUCUUACUUAAUUUGGAGACACCAAUGCACAUCUCGAAGGAAAAGAUUCUGCGUUGGCAUCCUGAAUUUGAUGUUGAAACAUGUAAAGUAAUUGAACAGGCUGAGUUGCCACAACCACCUGAUGUAGAAAGGAUGACAAGUGCAAAAGAUGUUCUUGAUAAAGCAAAAUCAUUAUUCAAUUGCGGUACUCGCAUGGAGAAAGCAUUGCAGCGAUUAGCAGAAGCAAAGAUGACUUCAAAGAAUGUUUCUCCAAAAAAAGAUGAAGUAAGCACAGCUACCCAAACCGAGGGUGGUGUACAAAAGGUUAAUAUUACAGUUGUGGAUACUCCACCUGCCACACCUAUUGUAAACAAGAAUCAUCAUCUUACUAGUGCACUGAAAGGCAUACCAAAGGCUCUUCUUGAGAAAGUAAAUAUUUUCAUUUUUAUUUCUCAUUGUUUUGUUCGUGCUAAACAAGCUGCUAAGGCAUUGGAGGCUAUGACACGUCCACCAAAUGCAGAAAAAGAGGCUGUAAUGUAUUCAAGAUUACCGGAAUUAGUGAAAGUUCUGCGUAAUAUUUUCGUAGCUGAAAAAAAAGGAGUUUUAACAUUAGAAUUUGUAAUUACCAAAUUAGAGAACUCGUUUAGAGCUAAAUUAUCUCCUGCUGAACUAGAGGACCAUCUACGUUUAUUGUGUAAACUGCUACCCACGUGGUCUAGCAUACAUAAUGUUCGAAAAGUGGAUUACUUGAAGUUGCAAAAGGAAAUCGAUCUUACAAAAGUAAUAAAAAGAUUAGAAAUUAUGGCUAAUGACAAAGUAAAGUCAUCAUGA